AUGCGCAAACUAUUGCGUGACAAGGGCAUCAAGAGGCCCUAUCUCAUGCUGAGUCCUUCUGCCGAAGAAGACUUUGCAGAAUUCAAGUCGACAGAGGAUGUUGCGUACGACGCAGUUGUGGUCGGGCUCGCACCCACCAAAUUCACAUACGAGAACAUGAGCGAAGCUUUCCGUAUCUUAUCCUCGACGCCGACGUCCAACUCUAUCCCCCUGCUCGCAACACACAGAGCCCGCUAUGUGAGGGCUCAGUCUGGGGAGCUCGUACUCGGACCGGGUCCAUUUAUCUCAGCUCUUGAGACUGCGGUAGGUAACGGACUCAAGGCAGAGGUUGUAGGGAAACCCGAGAAGACGUUUUUCGAAGUCUGCCUUCGCGAUAUGGGCGUCGUAUUGGACAGUGAGCCAACAGGGGAUGAAAUACGUGUGGAAGACGUUGCGGUCAUUGGGGACGACGUCGAGGCUGAUUUGGCUGGCGGGGCGAUUGAGCUGGGUCUGAAGCGCAUGCUUGUCAAAACAGGCAAGUAUCGGCCAGGGGAUGAAGACCGGUCAUCGACCCCUCCGGAUGCGGUCUUUGAUUCAAUUGGGGACCUGGUGGAGGCUUUGACCCUCUUUGCGGGUCUGACUCCUGACUGCCUGUCAGUAUCCGAGGGUAGACCCAGACCAGAUCUUUGCCACCAAAACCUGAACAUGUCCGACGAGGCUGAAUAUUCGCUCCACUACUGGGGAGGCAUUCCAGGCCGUGGAGAGUUCAUUCGGCUGGCAUUUGAAGCGACAGGGACUGCUUACAAAGAUACGAAAGCUCCUGCCACGCUCUUGAGCAAAGUGCAAACAACGAAUCACCCACCACAUCUUGCGCCGCCCAUUCUAGAGAUUGGCCAAGGAACGUUCAUCUCGCAAACAUCCAACAUUCUGAACUAUCUGGCCCCAAAAUUGGGCCUCGACGGCGUGGAGGAUGGUACAGCAGAGGAGGCAGCUGCAAUUAGGAGGGCGCAUGUUAACCAGCUGGUUCUUACAGCGUUGGACCUGAAUAAUGAGGCUCACGACGUUCACCAUCCGAUUGCGUCUCGGCUCUACUAUGAGGACCAGCAAACAGAAUCGGUUCGUCGCGGGCACGAGCUACGUAACUUCCGCCUGCCGAAAUUCCUCACCUACUUCUCCCUUGUGCUCAGAGCCAACGACGACUGCGAUGGAUCGCAAGGAUGGAAGCAUUUAAUCGGCAACAAACUAACAACGGCAGACCUUGUGCUCUUCCAUGUCGUGUCUGGAUUCGAGUUUGCGUUUCCUAGACGUAUGGCGACGCUCCGCAAGGACGAGGCAUACAAAGAGCUCUUUGCACACAGGGACGGCAUCGCGGCCCUGGAACCCAUUGCUGCAUAUCUUAGUAGCCAACGCAGAUUGCCAUUCUCGAUGGGUAUCUUUAGGCACUAUCCAGAGUUGGAUGGGGAAUAG
Messenger RNA from Serendipita indica DSM 11827, 1446 nucleotides. Lineage: Eukaryota; Fungi; Basidiomycota; Agaricomycetes; Sebacinales; Serendipitaceae. The record is from the annotation of a GenBank genome assembly.